Messenger RNA from Lachancea thermotolerans CBS 6340, 1788 nucleotides. RefSeq names its product mitogen-activated protein kinase kinase kinase SSK1 (gene SSK1). NCBI's taxonomy places the organism in Eukaryota, Fungi, Ascomycota, Saccharomycetes, Saccharomycetales, Saccharomycetaceae. Gene Ontology annotation, molecular function: phosphorelay response regulator activity; protein kinase activator activity. The transcript has a single exon. The coding region runs from base 1 to 1788 and encodes 595 amino acids. Gene Ontology annotation, biological process: osmosensory signaling via phosphorelay pathway. Gene Ontology annotation, cellular component: Mcs4 RR-MAPKKK complex. The record is from RefSeq and is a predicted model, not a curated record.
AUGGCACAGAAAGUGGGUUUUCGGAGCCCGGUUCCAAGCCCAUCGGGCUUGGCAGUUCAGGUUCCCCAUAAAGAGAUUCGUCUCAAAGUGUGGGUGCGGCUGGACUCGCAGAAACUCCCUCCAGAUACUAUAAACCAGGCUACUGCAAUCGAGUUCGAGCGAGAAGACACAAUAGACGACUUGAAAGACCGGAUCUUCAGGAGGUUUCGUGACACGCGCUGGGCUCAAGAAAACGAUAGUUUUGGGAUCGCAAUAGGGUGCUGGUGCGAGUGUGGGUUCGGAGCCACCAGCGCGGGCGACUUGAAAGAUCUGCUGCUGCAGCCGGUGCCAAACAUGGCCAGUAACGCUGCGCCGAUAGAUCUCAGCCACGCGCCACCAUAUAUACGGCGCACCUCACGAACGUGCAGUCCACAUGCCGCAACCUUGGGUACGCCUCCAUCGUACUCUCCGCACCCGGCGCAUCCCUCAUACAACAAACUGCAGUGCAGCACACAGAGCUCGACGCCGCUGGCACAGUUGCGCCUAAGCGUGGGAGCGGGAAAUAAGGAGCUUGGGGGUGGUAUGGACGGGUGCGCGCUGUCACCCGUACGACUGGGGUCUGCAAGAAGACUGUCGCGCACUGCAACCCCCGCGGUAGGCGAAGUGGAUCCUGACAGUAUUCCUCACCAGUCACUGCUGGAGCCCGAUGAGCUUGUGUUCAAUGUUUGUAAGAACCUCUUUGGUGGCGUGGCAGCGCAAACUGCUAACGACGCGCUGGUAGUUUUUUCAAACAAUCCUGACAUACCUCUGUUCGAUGAAACUAUGGACGGUGCGCCAAUGGUAGAGGACCUUACCGACUACAAGCUGGUGGUUGACGAGGAGCAGCUUCGCAAACUGAGCCACACAAACGACGAGGAAAAUAUAGACUGCCCCAAGCAAGCGAUCCUUUUACUGCCUCGUGGUUUUGAAGGCGACGUAAAUCUACCUUCUCCCAAUGUUGCAACUCCUAGCGCUUCAUCGCCGCCGGCUUUAGAAGAGGUCUCGCCUGGCGCCGCUAUAUCACCCACACAGCGAGUAUCGCCGGUAUUGAUGACGUCUGCGCCGCUGGUCGAGGAGGAGAUUGGGCUGGUACCGCCUCGGGACCCUAUAGUACAACGUGAGGGCUCUCCCUUUAUAUUGAGCGCGAUGGAGUCAGUUACUACCGAGUCUAUAACAAGGGACAAAGUGUUUCCUAAGAUUAGCGUUUUGGUCGUGGAGGAUAAUAUGAUUAAUCAAGCUAUCCUGUCGUCCUUUCUGCGAAAGCACAAAAUACACUACAAGGUGGCAAAAAACGGUGUGGAGGCUGUCGAUCGAUGGAAGGAAGGGGGUAUGCACCUCAUCCUCAUGGAUCUGGAAAUGCCGCUACUUUCCGGUAUUGACGCCGCGAAAGAGAUUCGAAAGUUGGAGAAACAGAAUGGAAUUGGUACUGGAGACCCUCUUGGGAAGCACGCGGAACUGAAGGGCCUUACGUGCAAAGCGCCUGUCAUUAUUGUGGCGCUUACCGCGUCCAACUCUCAAACUGACAAAACGGAAGCCCUCUUAGCAGGAUGUAACGAUUAUUUGACAAAGCCUGUAAACCUUGACUGGCUAACCCGCAAAAUAACAGAAUGGGGAUGUAUGCAAGCCCUUAUUGAUUUUGAUGAUUGGAAGGACAACGAUGAGAGGCUCAACUCCUGCAUCGAACAGAAAGCGAAAGCGUCUCAAAAAACAACAUCGACAUCAAACGCUUCAAAAUCGACGAACCUCAACAAGAGAAUAACAACCAGCUAG